This is a messenger RNA of Colletotrichum graminicola M1.001, 468 nucleotides long. RefSeq lists its product as uncharacterized. The transcript is spliced from 3 exons. The record is from RefSeq and is a predicted model, not a curated record. Lineage: Eukaryota; Fungi; Ascomycota; Sordariomycetes; Glomerellales; Glomerellaceae. Bases 1 to 468 code for a protein of 155 amino acids.
AUGCUUCCUUCGGUCUCUUUUUUACUUGCGCUUUGCCCUCUUGUGGCCCUGGCUGCACCGUCCGCUCUCCCUUUCGAGCUCGAAAAGAGAGAUAUUACGUGUCUGAAAGUUGGAGCGACCGCAACAGCCAAAUGGACGAAUAGCACCGGACAGACAUGCACCUUUACGGGUGUGGUAGGGAGCAACUACGGCGCCAAUGGCGCGGGAUCGGGAGACUAUUCGUGCAAUGGUCGAUGUGGUGCUGGCUGUACCGGAAGUUCUCUGGGCAACGCUUACACCCAAGACUGCUUCUCUCAUGACAUCUGCUCUUACUUCAACAACGCAAGUGGUGGUGCUAGUGACCCCAACUGCGGCGCCGCAUUCAUCGCUGCUGUCGAUGACACUAUCCUAGGUGUCAUCGCGGGGUGUGGGCAAACCAACCCAUCCAACGCCGUAUCUAAGCCUUCGACGGAACCUAUUUGCAGUUAA